This is a messenger RNA of Durusdinium trenchii, 3025 nucleotides long. The record is from the annotation of a GenBank genome assembly. Lineage: Eukaryota; Dinophyceae; Suessiales; Symbiodiniaceae.
AUGUUUUCCAAUGCUCCUUUGCAGCGUUUUGGGGAUCUAUUCCCACUGCCGCUGCCGAGGGAUGAUGGCUACGUGGGAGAUGUCUCUGCCUUGCAUUCUCGGCGCUCGAGACAAAGGGUACAGAAGCGAAGGCUGCUUGUAUCCCGGGAGAUCGAGACUGUGAAGUGCUUGAACCACCUUGCAGGCUUUGCCGAUGAGUCGUCUUGGCCAAGCUCUCCUACAAAUUUUUCCCAAAAGUCUGCUUUGCAGGUGGUGAGUGAGGCCCAUUUCAAAAGGCCUCCACCCCCUGAGAGGGAGACCCCACAGGCAGCGCUUCGGCAGCUGCUGUCCAAGAAGGUGUCCUCAGGCUAUGAGUCGGGGGACGCCCCAGGCCAGGUUGUGGCCUAUCAGAGGGCGCUGCUUUCGCUCCCAAGAGACCAGCAAGACCCAGUACAGUUGAGUCACCUGCUUCCAGCCAAAGAAAAAGAACAACUGGAGCAUUUUGCUGACUCAAUGCUUCUCUCCGAUGAGGAGAUGGCCGGUGUCUUGGAGCGAGGCUUCAGCCGCGACAAAUACCUUGACCCAGUGCUCGAAGGAGAUCAAACAGAGUACCAUGCGUUUGUCGCAGACCUCUUUGCGUGCAAAUUGUUGGAUUUCACCAUUGCACCCAAGUCUCAAGUGAAUAUUUUGCUCUCCCCGCAAUUGAUCCAGUCCAGCUUCGUGAUGCUUUGGGGUGUUUGCCUCACUGCGGGAUACUUCAAGACCGGCGGCCAGCGCCGAUCCUGGGACAUGGGAGGGGGGCAGCAUUCAUCAGCCCUGUUGAUCUAUGCUGACAACAACAACCACAUAGGGAUAGAGAGGGAGAAGCUGUUGGAAGAACAGAAAAACAUGAUUGGUUCUUUGCACUCGCAUGGACUGGAAACUCACGAAGUCACUGAUCCAGUCUCCCUCGCAGAGAGCUUGGGGAUCCGGAUCAAUGGCGCCACCGGCCAGGUGGGGACCACAGCGGCGAGGGACUGGAGGCUCGAUCGUGCCUUGGAAGGACUGGCGUUUGCAAGGCCUCGCAUAUCGGGGCAAGAGCUGGAAGUGAUUGUGGGUCACAUGACGAUUCGAGCUCUUUUACACCGGGGGCUCAUGAGCAUCCUUCGGCAUGCAUAUGUUUUUAUUCGCAGAUUUUACCACCAGAGGCAUAGGCUUUGGGCUUCAGUCGCUUUGGAACUUCGUAUUUUUAGAGGGCUGAUGGCUUUAGGUACUGCCAAUGUUUUUGCUGCCUGGGAUGGCCAACCAAUUUGCACCGAUGCUUGUUUGUCGGGCUAUGCUGUGAUGGAAUCGCAGCACUCUUCGCAGGAAGUGGCUUCGCUUGGCCGCUACGACGAGAGAUGGCGGUUCAGGUGGGGAGAUGGCAGAAAGGUUGCGCCUCGCAGUCAAGCGUUGGACACCUCCAAAGUUUUUGAGGACCCCAAGACAGUGCUUCCUGAAGUUACUGGCGAGGUUUUUGGCGAUCUGGAAUUAGUAGCUGGUUUUCCCGAAGUUGGUCAUGAUUUCAUGAACGAGAAAGCCUGGCAUCCUCUCUGGAACUCCCAUAUAACCCACAAAGAACCAGUACACAUGAUUGAAGCCCGCUCCAUUUUAGCAGCAGUAAAGCACAGAAGCCGGGACCACCACCGUCAUCGAAAGAAGAUUCUCAUACUCAAUGACAACAUGUCGGUGGUCUUGGCUUUACAAAAGGGAAGAUGUCACAACUAUGGUCUGCUUCGGAUUAUUCGUAGGAUAUCGGCUCAUGCCCUGGCUACGGGGCAACGCUUUCACAUUCGGUGGCUGGCUUCAGAACUAAAUGUUGCUGACAAGGGCAGUCGCCAAUGGGAGAGUGAGAGACGAGCUGAAGACUUCGAAAAGCGCAAAGCCCCGAAGAGAGGUGCAAAUUUUUUCCAAGACAGAGGCUGUGCGUGCAAACCAGAGGAUGCGAAGCCCUUCUCUGGAGGCAGGCCGAAAGAGGAAGAGGAGUCGGUCACCUUCGAGGGGGAAAGGACCAUUUUGGAGAUCCACUCCGUGAAAGAGCCACAAAGGAAAGAAUACUCUCGGAGGCUGGAAGAAUUCUACAACUUCGUAGCAUUUCACAACCUGAGCAUUCGCACCGAAGGCGAGCUAGACAUAGCCAUGUGCGACUAUGCCGACGAGCUUUUCCUCGAUGGGGAGGGGUGUCAUGUCGGAGAAAAGUUGAAAGCUGCCCUCGAGUACGAACGGCCAGAGGGGAUCAGGUCUGGCCAACUGAUGCUGCCCAGGUUCAAGCGAGCCAUGAAGGGAUGGCGCAAAUUAGCGCCGCAGCAAACACGCCUUCCCAUGAUGGAGUUCCUCAAGAGCUGCAUCAGUGGUCUCAUGAUGGACAUGGGGGAGCGGGAAAUGUCUCUGUUCAACGAAACCUCAUUUUCAACUUAUGCCCGACCAGGAGAGCUGCUCAGGCUUCGACCAGUAGAUGUGGUUCCGCGUGCCCCAGGACACAACUUCGACGUGUUGAUUCUGAACCCAAUCGAACGAGGGGAAACAUCGAAAGCCGGAAUUUUCGACGAGACGUUGAUCCUGGACGACAGCCGCGCUCCAUGGCUGGGGGAGCUCUUGAACCAGUUGGCGGCUCGCAGGAGCAAAGAAGUAGGAGAAGGAGGACAGCUGUGGCCCUUCACAGCCCGCAAGUACCUGGAGACUUGGCGACAGUGUGUGAGAGCUCUAGAGGUGGAAGACGUGGCGGAGACCCCCUACCAGAAUCGUCAUGGAGGCGCCAGCCGGGACCACCUUCUCAGACUGAGGAGUGUGGGGAACAUUCAACGGAGGGGGAGGUGGGCAAGCGACAGCAGCUCCAGAAUCUACAGCAAACCCGGGAGACUUCAACAAAUCGUGAAUCAGCAUGGCAAUCGGCUGACGGAUUUCGGAGAGAAUGUGAGAAAGAAUUUUCUUCGUUGGUUCCACACUGGGUUUCGGGAGAUCCCAAAGCAGGCUGCAAAUCGCAUGUUCUUUGCGUCGGUUCGCCUGAUUCGCCGCUGCCUACGUUUAG